AUGGGCAAUGCUAUCAGCGCUUUGAUUGAGUCCAAUCAGGCAGACGACGAGAAUGAGAGGAAGAAAAAGGAACAACUGGAGCUGCUGAUGAAGCUCGCGGAUGCACGGCUUGACACCUUCCAACACGAGCUAGAGCAGAUGUUCUUGGACCGUGAGUCGGCAAUGCAUACCAGAGUUCCCGGAAGGAGAGCUUUGAGAUUCGAGCGUCGGUUUGUUGUUGAUGCUGAAAGUACCCCCGGUAAAGGCGUUGAGGAUGCUGUGGACGCCUUCUUCGGCAUGUCGGAUACUGGAACCAAAGGUGCCCUUAAUGGCUUUAAAUCCGUGGUAAAGAAUGGCCUGUCUACGAUUCUCGGCGACUCCUCCGCUGGCGAAAGUUAUGACAAGAAGUUCUUUAUUUGCGUAAAGCAGUAUGUUAACUCUAUUCCUCUCUCACAAAAGCCCAGGAAUGCUGACAUGGGAUUAUCUAGUAAUGCAAUCGUUCGCGUUGACAUGUAUACAUACAAGUAUACCUUUGCUAACGAAGGAGUCAUUGACGUGCACAAGAACAUCUUGGCUUACAUUCUGUGCAUGUCUGUCGUGGAUCAUAGAGAUGUGACCAUUGAUGAGCUCGUCUAUCUUGCUUCAGAGUUUGCUGGCGAUGGUGAUCCGGGUCCUGAAUUCGCGCAGUACCUGGACAUGGUCACGAAAACUUGGAACAAGCUUGGAGCUAGCGACCCUUUGCCUGUCAGUGGAAGGCCGGCUCUGGAGUUCCCUGUGAUGCCUGCCGCUCCACCUUAG
Molecule: messenger RNA, 777 nt
Organism: Fusarium tjaetaba
Lineage: Eukaryota; Fungi; Ascomycota; Sordariomycetes; Hypocreales; Nectriaceae
Exons: 2
Coding region: 1-777 (258 amino acids)
Source: RefSeq, a predicted model, not a curated record